Messenger RNA from Lycium barbarum (goji berry), 3445 nucleotides. RefSeq lists its product as uncharacterized. Bases 2645 to 3445 code for a protein of 266 amino acids. The transcript is spliced from 2 exons. The record is from RefSeq and is a predicted model, not a curated record. NCBI's taxonomy places the organism in Eukaryota, Viridiplantae, Streptophyta, Magnoliopsida, Solanales, Solanaceae.
AUCUUUUAUUGCCACAAAAUUUUAGCUGGAAAUCAGUUAGCUUUUCUCUUGAUAUCAACUGAGAAAUCAGUUGGUCUAUCUUGCUUUAGAUUCGAUUCUGUGUAGAUUGUUAGAAAUAGAUUCAGUCUCAAGUAUCCUUUCUAAUCCCUUGACAUGUAAAUUAAAAGAAUAUUUGUCUAGAUGUUAAUUGUCACUCUACCCAGAAAAGCUGAACAGAUGGAUAUAGUAAAGCUGAAAGUUGUAGCAGAUAAGUUCUUUGCUAAAAGAAGUUCAUUUUUAUUUUGGUCCAUAGAUUGCAUAGGCAUUAAUUGAUGGUGCAGUCAUAGUAAUCUUUCACAUAUUCUCCAUCCUCAACUGCACAAGAUCUUGAACAUAUCCUAUUAGCAAGCAACAAAUAGAGAGUUCAUGAGAAAAGUACAAGCCAUAAUUCUCAAGAUUUAAAAAGAACAACAUAGAUUAAGAAAGCAGACAUUGCAUGAAUACACUCUCUGUUUGGGGGAUGUUCGAUGGAAAGUAGGAAGAAUCUUUUGAACUUGGGAGAGCUUAAAUCUGGAGGUACUCCUAUGUUACCGAACAAGCUAACUGUGAACAGUUAGUGUUCCCUGUUGGAGGUCUUUGAUUGAAUGGGAAUAUAAUGUGCUUUGAUUUCCAACGAUCAGUAAGAAAAUAGUUGCUGAGCUUAUUUAGACCUACUAAACUUGGGCUAGAGUUUCAUAGACGUUCUUACCAUAUUCAUGUUAGUGCCAGUUCUAAAGAAGGAUAGACUACUAACCUUUUGAUUUGUGCAAAUAAGAAAAAGAAAAAAAAUACUCAAUUUUGAAGCUCCAUGAUAUAAGCUGAUGCCAUAAUACUAUGCAUAUACUUUGGUGUAACUAUGUUAUAGCUCCAUAGAAAACAAAUUGUAUGAUAUUAAUGCUUGAGAUGGUACUGAACCAAAUUAUUUGGAAAAUAAAGAUUAGCUUAAGCUCACCAAAAAGAAGGUUGCUUUUUUUUUUUUUUUGGCAUACAUUAACAAAUGAUCUGCAUUGUACAAAAAUAUGGAUGUUGUUUAGGAUAGUAAAACUCAUUAAUUUGGAGUUUGUCUUACUUUUUUCCAAGAUUUUGUAUUCCCAUUGUAGUCAUUAAGUAACGAAAUCAUUAUGCCAUCUUUAUCACAUAACUUCCAACACUCUUACUUACACCUAUUCUCUACCAUUCACCUUUUUAAUUUCACAAAUUUCAAGUCUAACUCUAAAACUCAGUGUUUUUUUACAUGUAUAAUUGAACAAACAAAGAAUCUACAAAUGUAGUUGAACAAUUCCACGAAACAACUUAUUUAUUAUAGGAUAAAGUUCAACUAUAUGAAGCUCAUAUAUGGACAGUCCCUUUGAGCUUCCUCUGCCUUUUGGCCUACAAAAUACAAAAACUAAAUCUAAAUAUUUAAUGAAAAAAACUGAUUUCUUUCAGGAAACUUAUCAAACACAUAUGACACAAAUAGUAUAACCUAAGGAGUUAACAAUAUACAAUUUUUAUGAGCUCAUAUGGGAGAACAUUCAAACAUUGUAUUGUCUUCUUUUAUGGAAGAUUUGAUUGGUUGAGAUGUUGAAUAGGUCAUAGUUGUUUAGACACUUUCUUUACUGAAUCUCUUUGCCAUCGCUAUGUCUUCCAUAUUAAACCCAUAUUAAACUAGACCACAACUUUCCUUUUUAAUUUUCUUUCAAUUUUUUCAUGUAGCUUCUUCAGCAAUAUUAAUUUAGUGCACAAGUAAGAGUGAAUUGAUGACUGAAAUGAAUUUUGAGGAUGUCGUGAAAUUCUGUUUCUAAAUCUAUUGUACCUAAGUUCACAGACAUGCACACCUAAUAACAAUUUCUUGUCGUAAAAAGAAAUUGACUGGUGUUAUGAUUGGGGUUAUAGCGUGUAUUUCGUGAAUUUGUAUUUUAUUUAAUCCAUUAUAUUAUAUAAAAUCACCUACUUUUUUCAUCCAUUUAAUUGGCAUAUAAUGGCCCUACAAUUUUGAUUGCGCAGUGUUUGGAAAGUAAAGUUGCUUCAGGGGCACAAAGGAACACUGUUGCGACUUAAAGAUGUCUGACAAAAAAAGAAAGACGAACGACGUCCAAAUGGAGAAAAAUCUUAGACGUCGUAUUGCCUAUAAAGAAAUGCCGCCUGACCAAAAGGCAGCACUUCUAGAACGGCGUCGGGUAGAAUAUGCUGCGAGAAGACAUACUCUCUCAGAAAAUUCUACUCCUAACUGUUCUACUCAGAAAAGCAUGAUUUCAGGAGAACCUGCUCUGGGACAACCUGCUAUGUUCAUUCAAGAGACACCUUCUUCUUCUCGAAUUGGUUGGUUAAAUCAAACUUCAUUUUUACUUCGCCGCUCUAUUUACGUUAGAUCUUACAAAAUUAAAAUAUUUCAAGCCGCAAAUCAACACAAGUAGGUUGUUGGAAUAUCAACCCACUACCUUCCUAUCCUACUAUUUUAAAAAAGGUCUCAAAUUGUAGAUUCUGCAAAGCCAAAAGAUUUCAAUAUGAAACCCCAAGCUUUUGCUGUAGUAAUGGUUCAGUAAAAUUAGUUUCACACCAACUACCUCCUGAAUUAAAAAGUUUCUACUAUGGCAACUCCGAUGAAUCCAAUCAUUUCCGUACUUAUAUUAGAACAUACAAUAAUAUGUUUGCAUUCACUUCACUUGGAGUAAAGUACGAUAAGGAAUUGGCACAAAGAACUCAAGGAAUCUACACAUUUAAAGUUCAAGGACCAAUGUACCAUUUUCUUAAUAGCCUCACUACUACAGAUAAUAAUGCAAGAAAUUUACAACUUUAUUUUUAUGAUAAUGAGAAUGAUAUAGUUAAUAGAAUGACCUUUUCAGAAAACCUCAAUAGAUCUGUUAUUGCUAAACUAGUCAAUAUUCUAAAAAUUAAUCCAUACUCCGUUUUUCUAAAAUCUCUAACACAUAUUCCAGACUUAUCCAACUUCUACAUCGCACUUAAAUGUGAUUCUGCUUUGGACCAACGAACAUACAACUUACCCAGUGUUUCAGAAGUUGCAACUAUAUGGACUGAUGAAGAAUUAGACAGUCCUGCUUCUACACCACAUAUUCGUGUUUACACACAUAGCAACACUAACCAACUGGUUCACUAUUACUAUGGUUGUUACGAUGCAUUACAAUAUCCUUUGUUGUUUCCCUAUGGUGAAAACGGUUGGCAUUGUGGUAUUCAAAGAGUUAUACAAAAAGCAAACUUCCCUAGAAAUUCUUCUUCUUGCAAACAUCAGAACAUUCCAAGUGUAUCCAACAUGUCUUCAAUUGAUGGAUUUCUUGAUAUUGAACAAGAAAUUUUGCAGAAAGAAAGACAGAAAAAGAACACUGUAUCUUGUCGUGAAUAUUACUGUUACAAACUUCAAAUUAGAGAUGAUGAAGAAAAUGAUACUUUACAUUCUUGGAGAGUAUUCCAACAAUUUUCUGUAGAUUAA